This is a messenger RNA of Ichthyophthirius multifiliis, 1156 nucleotides long. RefSeq lists its product as hypothetical. The transcript has a single exon. The record is from RefSeq and is a predicted model, not a curated record. NCBI's taxonomy places the organism in Eukaryota, Ciliophora, Oligohymenophorea, Hymenostomatida.
UUAAGGAAUAUCUGAUUGUUCUGCUCUUUUUGAAACUUAUCAUGCUUUUUCUAAUAAAGAAUAAAUAACUAAUUAAUUAAAAAAAUACGAAAUAUAAGACGACAAACUGAAUAAAUAAAACGAAGAAACUCAAAAUUCUAAAGAAUACUUUGACUUCACAGAAUAUAAUGAACUAGUUGAAAUAAUAAAAAAAUAUACAAAUCUUAAAAGUCGUAAAAAUACAAAAUACAACAGCUUCUAUGCAAUAAAGAAUAUAAUAUUUUUAACUAUUUAUUUCUAUGUUUUUUUUAUGGUAUGGUAUAUCUAUAGAGUACUUCAAUGACAAUAUUAUCUGGAAUAAUUUUAGUUGCACUUGGAUUUAAUAUAAUGCAUGAUGCCUCACAUUUCGGACUUUUCAAAGAUCCUAAGAAUAAUAUAAUAGCUAGCAAUAUAUGGAACACAUUUGCCUUAUGGAAUACUAAAAUAUGGUUUUAUCAUCAUGUGUAUGCUCAUCAUACUUUCACAGGUGAUGACAAGAAAGAUCCCGAUGCUUUACAUUAUCGACCUUUUGCUAGAAAAAAUAAAAAUGAUAAAUAUAUUAAUAAGUUUUUUGGAAAAUAUUAAGUCUAUUUUAUCACUUUUGUUGCUAGUGUUUUUCCUGGAAUGUUUUUGGGAUAAGUAAUUUCUUAUUUAAUUGGGGCAAAUAGAGGAAAAAUAUGGAGAGUUUAACUUCCAAAGGGAACUUAUUAUGGAAAAACAGAAAUUUUUUUCUUUUUUUUUAAGGCUUUUCUCUUAUAUUAAAGUGGAUUAUUAAAUAGUAUAUUAUAUAUUAUUUGCCUAAAUGUUGCUUAUCAUAUUAAUAUUGCACCUGAUCAUGACACUUAUGAAAGUAAUGUUGAAAAUAAAUUCUAAAAUUAAGUAAAAAACAAUAAUUGGCUCAGAAUGUAAAUUUAAAAUAGUGGAAAUUUUGCAAAUUCUAGCUUUUUAUGGACUAAUAUUUGUGGUGGAAUUAACUUUUAAAUAGAACAUCAUUUAUUCCCUAAUGUUUGUCAUGUGCAUCUUCCUGAAAUUGCUUUGAUAGUUAAAAAAUAUUGUGUAGAAAAAAAAAUUCCUUAUGUAUCGCAUGCUAAUUUUUGGGAUGCUUAUAAAUCUUUCUUAAAAAUGAUAGAUUAUAAUA